GCAGACUUACCGCUCAGGGAAAUAGCAGACUCAGAUUCUGCAGCAUUCUGGAGGGUUUCCUGUUAACCGCGAUCAUUAGAUGAAAAAGGAGAGGAGGGCGUUUUUUUCAAGGAGGCAUGGGGCAAGCGGCUCCGAGCGCCAACGUGUCACAUCGGCAGAAUGGAGCUUGUGAAACAUUCAGGCGGCUGCCACUGUGGUGCUGUCAGAUUUGAAGUCUGGAGCUCUCCUGACCUUCAUGUUUUUCAUUGCAAUUGUAGCAUCUGCACCAAAAAACAAAACCACCAUUUCAUUGUCCCAAAAAAUCACUUUACACUCCUGCAGGGGUUGGAAAACUUGACUACCUACACCUUUAACACACAUGUGGCUAAACACACCUUCUGUAGGACUUGUGGAGUUCAGAGUUUCUACACACCGCGGUCUAACCCUGAUGGAUAUGGUGUUGCUCCACACUGCCUGGAUCCAGGGACGGUUCACAGUGUCACAGUGGAAAAGUUUUGUGGGGAGCAAUGGGAAGCAAGCAUGCAAGCUCACAAGUUCAUCAAAGACAUGUCUAAACCUGGACAGGACGUGCAACACAAAUAACAUCACUGUGAUUCAAGACUCGCACUUUGGUUUAAUCAGCGUUUCAUUAGAGUUUAUGCACAGCAACAGUCUAAUACAGAUGUUUUUUAACAGUAAUAUUAAAAAAAAAAUACAAUAAACUCCUCUUAUGUUACAAAAGGAGAGGACAGUGUUCAAUGCAACUUUAAAAAAUAGUGUUAUCUAUAUGCAAAGUGUCUAUAAAACAUUCUGUUGUAUCAGUGCUUUAAGAAAGAACGAAAGUUCAACAAACAUCAGGUCAGAAUGAGAUGGAAGGUUCAAUAAAUCUUCAAGUUCUUUGG
Nothobranchius furzeri (turquoise killifish) is the source of this 881-nucleotide messenger RNA. Lineage: Eukaryota; Metazoa; Chordata; Actinopteri; Cyprinodontiformes; Nothobranchiidae. The record is from RefSeq and is a predicted model, not a curated record.